Messenger RNA from Macadamia integrifolia, 1987 nucleotides. Its product is annotated as E3 ubiquitin-protein ligase RHF2A-like. The record is from RefSeq and is a predicted model, not a curated record. The transcript has 9 exons. The coding region runs from base 356 to 1546 and encodes 396 amino acids. NCBI's taxonomy places the organism in Eukaryota, Viridiplantae, Streptophyta, Magnoliopsida, Proteales, Proteaceae. Gene Ontology annotation, molecular function: ubiquitin-protein transferase activity.
AAAGAAAGAAAAGGUGUAGUGGGUACUGUCUGGUGGGGACUGGGGAGUAGGGAAGGUGAUUCGUCUGUUUCCCAGCUACAGUGUGUGUGUUCUAUUCAAACACAGUUUUUGUUUCGUUGGACUUUGGAGGCCUAAAAGGAGGGAUCCUCUGCGGAACUUGUUUUCUUUUCUCUUCUUUCCCACCUCUCUUCGUCUCUCAUCUAUAGUCUAGGGUUCUGUCUCUCUCUCCCCUUCCCUUUGUCUCUCUUGGCUAUGUGUCUCGAACUCUCGAUCAAUCGUUCCCUGGAAUUCGAUCUUUAUCUUGAAAUUCAAGGGCGAUUACUCGACUCCGUAGCCCAAUUCUGGAGCAUUUUCAAUGGAGGUUUCAGCUAUGGAAGAGACCAAGAAGACUGAGAACCAUCUAACUUCGGCUGCUGCUUUUGUGGAAGGCGGAAUUCAGGAAGCCUGCGACGAUGCUUGCAGCAUCUGCCUUGAAGCCUUCUGUGACAGUGAUCCUUCAACGGUAACUACUUGCAAGCACGAGUUUCAUCUUCAGUGCAUUCUUGAAUGGUGUCAGAGAAGCUCUCAAUGUCCAAUGUGUUGGCAAUCCAUCAGCUUGAAGGAUCCCACUAGCCAAGAACUGCUUGAAGCAGUGGAGCGGGAGAGGAACCUUAGGUUUAGUCCAUCACAGAAUGCUACUAUAUUUCAUUAUCCUGCCCUGGGAGAUUUCGAGUUGCAGCAUGUCUGUUGUCCUUUACCUGUAGGUUCAAAUGAUGCUGAUCUCGAGGAACGUAUAAUCCAACAUUUGGCUGCUGCUGCUGCAAUGGGUAGAGCGCACCACAUUGCUCGAAGGGAAGGCCAACGAAGUAGGGCCUCAGCUCAGGGUCGUCCACAGUUCUUAGUGUUCUCAUCUCAUUCUAAUGAACCUACUACUGGUCCUGUUUCUGCUUCUCCAUCUCAGAGAGGAGCAGACAAUGAACAGGCUCCUGCAAUUGUUGCUACUAGUCCAUCUGUACCUCUUGCAGCUGUGGGAGAAGAACCAUCAGGGCAGACCCCACAACCAUCUUCUGCCCAAACUGAACGAAGUCCUUCCCCAGCAUCUGGAUCCAGUGUCAGUGUAGUCAAUCGACAUGGAUUGUCCUUCAAUAAUCGGAGUUCUGGAAGUCAAUCUUCUCCUGUAAAUGAUGAUAGAGCUGGACCUUCAGAUUUUCAAUCUUUCUCAGAAUCCCUGAAAUCUCGAUUUAAUGCGGUUUCAAUGAGAUACAAAGAGUCGAUUUCAAAAAGCACAAGAGGUUGGAAGGAGAGGCUGUUCUCUCGGAACAACUCCAUUGCAGAUAUUGGUUCUGAAGUUAGGAGAGAGGUAAAUGCAGGAAUUGCAAGUGUAUCCCGCAUGAUGGAGCGCCUUGAGUCAAGAGAGAAUAGUAGAGCUGAUGAUUCUUCUGUAUCAAAUAACUCAGAAGGUCUAGUUGCAGAUUCCAGUAACCAGAGUAUUGCAGAAUCUCAUGGUAAUCACCUGUCAAGUGAUAGCAGUUCAUCCGCUUCUGCUGCUGCUGCAGGUUCUAAUUAGGAUGUCCUACAUUAUUGAACAAUGCAUUCAUUCUCGGCUUUCCAUCAAUGAAGGUAGUUGUAUCACAAUUCCAGGUAUUGGUGGAUGCUGAGGAUAGGAUGCAUUACGCAUCUUACAGACCAGUGAAUGAUCUAUAUACAUGGAAAGAGUAUUAUUGUCGUGGUCUGAUUCUAUUGUGCCAUCUGAUUCAGAAUAUGGAAAAAAAGGUGCUCCUCCCAUUCAGUCGAAGUUCUAAAUGUGUUUUUGUAAAUUUGUUUAUAUCCUAAAUUAAUUUCAAAAAUACUUUACUAAGUAUUGUCAGGAACAGUUGAUAUGAAACUAGCUUGUCGAGACUGUUUAUAAUUUCAGGUAGAGAAUUCUAUCAAAUCGUGAAAUAACUUAAAAUGUUGUAUUGUAGCUAAUAUAAAAACAAAUCUGCCUACGGGUAUUGUUGCCUACAAA